Molecule: messenger RNA, 5538 nt
Organism: Seriola aureovittata
Lineage: Eukaryota; Metazoa; Chordata; Actinopteri; Carangiformes; Carangidae
Gene: hdac7a
Product: histone deacetylase 7a
Exons: 25
Coding region: 416-3298 (960 amino acids)
Biological process (GO): negative regulation of transcription by RNA polymerase II; chromatin organization
Cellular component (GO): histone deacetylase complex
Molecular function (GO): histone deacetylase activity
Source: RefSeq, a predicted model, not a curated record
CCUUGCCUGCUAUUUCUGUCAGCAGGAGAACGGAGGGGAGGGGGCAGGACUGGAGGGGCCGGACUUUCUUUUUUCUGCAACUUGCCUCCGAUAAGUCUCGUUUCUUUUCCUCCUCUUCUGCACUGUCUUCGCUGACAACACCAGCGGAUCUCUCCAUCACCUCCCGGCGGGGUUGUUUUUUUUUUUCGCUCUUGUUGAGCGCGCCACACUCCUCUCCAUAUUAGCUGGAUUUUAAAUUCAAGUGCUUCGGACUCGGGCUGCGUCAAGAGGCUGUUAGGUGUUAACGGGUUCUGUCGUGCAAGAUGGAAUCAGCUCCUCUGGGAACAUCAUAAAGACAAACAGACACAACAACGUAUUUCCUACAGUGGCAGACUCCUCGGUGGCAGUGCCGGUGUCGUGUGCGGCCUUGUUUCCCAUGGACCUCAGGGUGGGAGAGCGGGGGCUGCGCCCUGGUUCGGACACGGCGCUCCUCACCCCGCUGCACCCGCCUUUACUCCUCACCCAGUUCUCCUCUCAGCCCUGCACCUCCUACUCCCAACAGCAACUGCACCAACAGAUCAGGUUUAAUGUGGAGCAGAGGAGGCGAGAGCAGGAGCACCAUGAGAAACAGCAGGAGCUGCAGCAGCUAAAACACAAAGACAAGAGUCAACAAAGUGCAGUGGCCAGUUCCCUGGUGAAACAGAAACUCCAGGAGGUGAUUCUUAAUAAACGGAAACAGGCAGCGCAAGAAAGAACAAACUCCAACACUCUGACUCCUGUAGCGUACAGAAAGCUUGGCCCAGACCCAAGUGUGUCCUCCCAGCCUCUGGUCUCAUCUCCGCCACAGCCUUCCCCUGAGGGCUCAGAGGGCACGCCGCUACGCAGAGCAGCGUCUGAGCCCAAUCUGAAGGUGAAGCACAAGCUGAAGAAACACCUUAACACCCGCAAGAGCCCGCUCACCCGCAAAGAGAGUGCCCCGCCCACUGUCAAACACAGAGUACCUGACACACUGGACUCGUCCCCCAGCAGCAGUAGCACUCCAGUCUCUGGCUGUAGCUCUCCUAAUGACAGUCUGCCCAAUGAGAAUGGGCUACUGCCAUCUGCAGGCGGCCUCUCACAUGAGGCCCAGAAGCUGCUGCUCAGAGAUGGCACUCUAGCGAACUUCACCAUCCAGAGUCCCUCCACUCUGCCCACCAUCACCCUGGGACUGCCAGCCAACGCCAGGGCUGAUGGAGAGCUGUCCUCUCUGAAGGUCGGCCGGGUUCCCGUGGUUACAGCCGGAGGCUCGUCGGUCUUCCUCCCCCUGAGCAGGGAGGAUCAGGCUGGGCACCCCCACCUGCCUGUCAUCAUCCUGGAGCCCUCGGGACUGGUACACACUCCGCUACUCACUGUUCCGGGCCUGGACUCUGUCCCGCUGCAGUUCGCCUCCCAGUUAGACCACCUGUCUCCUGGAGGUCCUCAGCCCCACAAGCCCUUGAGCAGGACACGCUCUGAACCGCUUCCCCAGAGCCCAAGGAACCUUCACACACAUCUCCUCCAACAACAGCACAACACACAACUACUGGAGAGGCUCAAACAGCAGACCCACCUUGGCAAGCUGAUGUCCAAGUCCAGCGAGAAGCCCAGACUACACCAGAUCCCCUCUGAGGACAUGGACUCAGAGGAUGGUGGUGGGAUGUCGCCCACAGAGCCGACCUAUCAGAGCAGAGUGAGGUCAGAGUCACUGAGGGAGGCGGAGCCAACAGCAUCCAAGAGCCACGAAGAGCAAAUUAACCUGCAACACGCGCUCAUACUCAACCAGUCAUUGCUAUGGGAACAGCAGAAGCAGCUGCAGCAGCUGCAUCGACAGAUGGAGACCUUGGCAGUGCCCAUGUUACGAGACAGUGGCGGGGUUGGUAGCAGGUUGGGUGUCCACCGCCCCCUGUCGCGCACACAGUCGUCCCCAGCCUCCACCUCUCUCACUCUGCCUGAGAAGACCCUGAGCCUGCCCCCGCAGGAGACCAGCAGCAAACCGCGCUUCACCACUGGCCUGGUGUAUGACUCUCAAAUGCUGAAGCACCAGUGUACAUGCGGAGACAAUAGCAGUCACCCAGAGCAUGCUGGGAGGAUACAGAGCAUCUGGUCUAGACUACAGGAGAGAGGCCUGAGGGGACAGUGUGAGAGUAUUCGUGGGCGUAAAGCCACGCUGGAGGAGCUGCAGUCGGUCCACACAGAGCGCCAUGUGUUGCUCUACGGCACCAACCCCCUCAACAGACUCAAACUGGAUAACCGCAAACUGGCUGGAAUCCUCUCUCAGAGAAUGUUUGUCAUGUUGCCAUGCGGGGGAGUAGGGGUUGAUAACGACACAAUCUGGAAUGAGUCGCACACCUCCACGGCGUCCCGAAUGGCGGCAGGCAGCGUGGUGGAGCUGGCCUUCAGAGUGGCCAAAGGAGAACUAAAGAACGGCUUUGCUGUGGUCAGACCGCCGGGGCAUCAUGCAGACCCCUCCAAUCCAAUGGGCUUUUGUUACUUCAAUUCAGUGGCCAUAGCUGCCAAGCAGCUUCAACACAAGCUCAGCGUCAGCAAGGUCCUCAUUGUGGAUUGGGAUGUUCACCACGGUAACGGCACCCAGGAAGUGUUCUACAGUGACUCCAGCGUUCUCUACAUCUCGCUCCAUCGCUAUGACGACGGGAACUUCUUCCCUGGCAGUGGUUCGCCGGUGGAGGUCGGUUCUGGAGCGGGCGAGGGCUUCAACGUCAACGUGGCGUGGACGGGAGGACUGGACCCACCCAUGGGAGAUGCCGAGUACCUCGCUGCAUUCAGGUCUGUGGUGAUGCCCAUCGCCCAGGAGUUCUCCCCGGACGUCGUUCUGGUGUCGGCUGGAUUUGAUGCUGCUGAGGGAAACCCAGCUCCUCUGGGAGGGUACAAGGUCUCCGCCAAAUGUUUCAGCUUCCUGACCCGCCAGCUGAUGUCUCUAGCAGGGGGUCGUCUGGUUUUGGCGCUUGAGGGAGGUCACGACCUCACAGCUAUCUGCGACGCAUCUGAAGCCUGUGUCAGUGCACUCCUAGGCAUACAGGACCCGCUGCCUGAAGAAGUCCUGCUUCAGAAGCCCAAUGCCAACGCAGUCCGCUCCCUGCAGACGGUCAUCCAGAUACAAAGUCAGUACUGGCAGAGUGUGAAGGCUCACAGUGGGUCAGUGGGUCUGUCCUACCUGGCUGCUCAGACAAGAGACUGUGAGGAAACAGAUGCUGUCAAUGCUUUGGCCUCACUCUCCGUGGGAGUCCUCUCCAACAAGAGCGUCCCUGAUGAGCCGAUGGAGCACGACAGCGACUCCAUGUAGAAGAAUCCGACCAAUCACCUCACAGAAACUCACCUUCAGGAGUCGGGCCCGACCUGUAGCCUCGGAUCUCUUGCGCUGUCACAUUACCAUGAAUGGGGAUGCAUUUUGUAAUGCCACUGAGCCCCACCCAUCUGCCUUAUUCACCACACAUGCACAUCCAGCGACCCACAAUGCUGAAACCUCUAACAGACCUGCCGUACGAGCACCUCAAUGCUGGUAACCACUCAGCUGACGCCAGCAGCACUACCUGCAGCUGGGAAACCUUCUGAAACCUCACCAAAGAGCAAUACAAGAUGAUUUUUAAUAGACUUUCCAUGUCUCCUGACUGACAGUGGAUUGUGGUCUGGGCCCACAGCUCUGUGACCACAAACCUUUACAGACACUGACUCUUCUUGAAGCACUAUGUACCAGCAGCUGUUUUGUUGCCUUAAUUUUUUGCCUUAAAGAAAAGACCAACAUCUGGUUUCAGAAGGAGACGACUUUGGAUUAUAAAUUCUUUUUCUCUCGUGCCACAUCGCUUCACCCAUAUCAGAGCUGAAGCCACUGUCGACCAAAUGUAUUGCAGAACGGCUGACGCAGGACGAACCUACUGUAUGACAUCAGGUGCAAGCAUGUACUGUGCACAUGUACCUGAUGUAUGAGAUGCAAAAAGAAAAAAAAACAAAGAAAGAAGUGGCCACAUCAAAAAAAGAAAAAGAAAAGAACAUUGAGAAGAAGACACGGAGAUUGUCUGUUUUAAUGAUGUCAUUACAUGCAGUUUAACCACUAAAAGAAGACAACAAAGAACUCAAGGGAAAGAGAGAAAAUGAAGACACAAAAAGGACAACUGUGGUUUUUUUGUAGAAACAAAGAAAGGGCGAAAGUCCCUGUUGUUUAAUUGCACUGUUCAUUCCAUAAUGUGAACCAUAAGAAAUUCCAAAGCUCUGGGAAAAAAAACAACUCCUCUCUAGGUUAUUUAAUAGUUGUUUUUUUUUUUUGUUUUUUUUUUUUUCGAAGAUUUGGAUGAAAUGGUGUUUGCUAUAUUUUUUUCCCACUCUUCAUGAGAUGUCUUAUGAAGUCUCUGACUCAGUCUAAGGACACGUUUUGGCCGAAAUACUGUACAGUUGUAUUUCCUCUGAAGUUAAUCUGAGAAGUAGGCAAGAUCUUAGGAGAAAGGUUAUUUUUUACUCCUGUUCAGUGUCUUAAAUGCACACACACACACACAAACACACGCACAUAUAAAUACACCUACAGACACAUGUACAAAGCAAUGAUGAACUGUUGAUGUACCACUAGUAUUGAAUACUGUAUAUUAUUGUUUAUAUUUGAGACUAAAGGAGCAUUCAUUCCACCGUGGCACCACUGAGGAUCAUUGUAUUGUUCGAUAGUGGCAAUAAUGUUAAUGCACUUAAUGGACAUCACCCAAAGAAAACUGCCUUAAAAAUAAAAAAGAAAAAAAAAAGAAAAAACAGCCUGCACUUGGCAACGGGACUGUAUGCAAGCAACAGGAGGGACCAGUACGGACACUGCUCUUACUCUACUUUUAAAAAAGACGACAUUCGAAACCUGUGGAUUUAGGUGAACACCGUAUAUGCAGACUUUUGUAUUCUCGUUUGAUGAGUACAGUGACCCGGACUGGUGUGAAUGUUUUGUUCAUGAUCUAAAUAGUUUUGGAGUCCAAGCUUCAUCACAGUCUAAUUAAGGAAACUAAUGCAUUGUGUUUUUGUUUGUACGUGACCUUUUCUUUUUCUUUUUUUUCAUAUUUGACUCUUCUCUGCAGCCGUGCUUAGUAGCUGCACUCCUCGUCAUGUUACAGUCAACUUAGAGUCGAUCAUCUUUGUAGUAGAGGUCAUGUUGAUCGCUGUGACCGCCCUGCUACAGGGGCGUGUAAGGGCUCUGCAUUCCAAAAGUACAAAUAACAAGAUCAUGUUUUUUAGUUUCAAAGUUAUUGUGUUGCAAGAUCAUUUUUCAUGCGCACUAGGUUUGACCAGUUUAGACUUCUGAUGAACAUGAAUGCUAAUCCUUUUAGAUUAAAGCUGCAGAUAGAUGAAUCUAGAUAAUUACAUUUGACAAAAUUUGACUUUUAUUUCCAGAUUUCUAUAAUUUGAAGCAGCGUCUAGACACUAAAAGUCUCUAAUGAAACUGAGACUGAUUAAAUUUAUAUUUGACUAGUACUUUCUACGUGGCUUUGUCUAAAAAUUGUUGCAUUAGAGAUUUCCUUUGAGUUUUUUAUAACCAUAAUAAUAAAUAAUUUUAAAUCA